AAGGAAUGUGACGGGGUCCUUUGAUCACGGUAUAUCUGUCAUGGAUGUCAAUGUCAGUGUCAAAUGAUAAAUGUAAAUGUCUGACAGCUAGAGUCAACUGUCAGUUGGUGCGAAUGUUUAUUGUUUUUGAGGAUUUCCGAAUUUUAUUUAUUUCUAAGUUUAUAGCAACCUGUUGCUUGGUUAUUUAUUAUUCUCGCUAUAAAGUACGACGUAACAAACGUGGUAGCCCCUGUUCAUUUAAUGCCGAUCUCCGUACUACUUGAGCGUUGUAUUUUUUUUUUGUGCUAGACUUAACAGAACCCCGCGUGUUUAUUCGCGCAGUUCCCAUUCUUGUGGGAAUACGGGGAUAUAAUAUAGCCUAUAUUACUCCGUGAUAGUGUAGCCAAUCAUUAGUGAAAAAAAAAAUUAUAUUAUUUAUUAUCUAUCCAGUAGAUUUCACAGUAUAUUGCAUAGAAACAAACAAAACUUCCUUGUUUAUAAUUUGUAUUUUAUAGCUAAUUUAUAUAGUUUUUAAUAGUUUUUGUAAUAAUAAGAACAUUACGGUACGAUGCCGUGUAGAAACCGAAAGGGGUGUGGAUUUUCAUCCUCCUCCUAACAAGUUAGCCCACUUCCAUCUUCACUUACCAUCAGGUGAGAUUGUAGUCAAGGGCUAACUUGUAAAUAAUUAAAAAAAAAAAUCUUUCAACUUUUUAAUAUUGGUAUAAAUAAGAGACUCGUAACUUUAGUGGUAUUUUUAAAUAUCUCAACAAUGAAAGAAGAUAGAAGGAAGUGUUUCAAAUGUGGUUCGUCACCUGCUGACGACCCAGACACAGUUUUAUACAGAUUUCCGAAACCUGGUUCCACGAAUAGUCUCCGUUGUGAGGUAUGGGCAAAAUAUUGUUGUCCAGACAAACCAUGGUACAAUAUGGAGUUCCAGGGUAAAUUGCACAACGAACACAGAAUGCUAUGUCAUCGACAUUUUCUUGAAUCAGCAUUUGUGGACUUCUCUAUGAAGAAAUUGAGACGCUUUGCUUAUCCUGAAGUGGUGGAGGAAUCUACAGAUUCAAUUCAAGAACAAGAACAAGUUACUGCCACAGCAUCUACACAGACAGCUACAAAUCUCCCUGAAGGCAAUUCUGUUAUUUUUUUUAAUGGUUCCACGACAACAGACAAGACACCUAUGCAAGAAGAUAGCAAUAUAGAUAUUGAAACAGAUAAACCUGAUGAAACUGAACGCAGGAUAGAUUUAGACAACACCUCGUCUUCUAACGGUUGUAAUAUUACUGAGCCUUAUCCUGAAUUUUUGGAAACCGAAUUCCUUGAUGAUAUAGAUACUGAUGUUGAUGAGGACCCAUUGGCAUUAGUACCAGAAUCAGAAUCAGAAGAAAUGGAGAUCCUCUACGACCUUGAGCCAUCCAUAGAUCCAAGAAUGCAGGACGCACUAAAUCUACAUGCACAAAUAUUAAAAAAAGGACUGAAGAAAGAUACCAAAGAAGCACUUUUCAAACAGUACAUUAUACCAGAAAAGUUUUCAUUACUGCAUGCUCCAAAAUUAAAUCCAGAAUUAUCAGAGGCAGUAACAGAGAGAAUCCGUGCGAUAGAUGCAAGAGUAGUGGUGGCACAAGAACAGUUGGGUCAAGGUAUUGCCGCCCUCUAUGAAGGUUUAGAAUUGCUGAUAAAUGAUUCCAAGGAGAAUCUUGCAAUAAAAGCUUUAAGUGACAGUUGUCAGAUAUUAUGCGAUCUACAUCACAUGCAAACACAAUCGAGGAGGAAUCUAAUAGAGACAAAUGUAGACAAAGAAUUAUUAAAUAUAUUACAAGAUCUAGAACGUGACGCUUUUCUGUUCGGAAACCAUCUUUCAGAAACAAUAAAAGAAUGUAAAGAAAAAGAAGAGACCCAAAAGUUAGUAUUAGUAAAGAGUAAUCUAGACACUGAAAUCUUAAAUUUUAUACAAGAUGAGAAUCAAGAGUUUUCUUUAGAAAAUGAAGUUAUAGCUGACACAAAUGCAAAUAAAGAUAAUACAAUAAGAGGCCUGCGGAAGAUUGUAUUUGUUGACAUUAAUGUAGACAAUAAAGGAAAAGAUGUAAAGCAAGAUUUACGUUUAGAAAAAGAAUUUGAAACUACAAAACUGGGUACCCAAAAGGUGGUCAAUCAUAAUAUAGACCAAAAAUACUCUAAUGUCUCACAAGAUUUGCCAUUCAGAUAUGAACUUUUAGAAAAUUCAAACACAAGUAAAAACAUUGAUGAACAGAACUUAGAAGAAACAGAAAAUUUAGACAUACAGUUCCCAAAUGUCAUGAACGCCGAAAAAGGUUUACUUGGAAAUAAUCGUGCUCGAAAAAUUAAAGCAAGUAAAGACGCUGUGAAACAAUUGCAUAUUCUUUCUCCAUCAAAAAGGCCGUCAACAUCAGCUCAACAAGCUGUUCUCCAGUCGAUAAAUUCAACUUUGUCGUCUAACAAACAGGGUGGGUUGAAGAGGACUAUAGUUCGGAAAGUGAAAUUCUUGCGUCCAGUGAAGAGAGCUACUCCUACCAGAGUAGACAGUGAGCAACCAACUAGCGAUGAAGAUUCACCUGCAUGGAUGUACAAGACAUGACAAAACGAAUAACCAUAUGCACAGUAUAAAGAAGAACAGCACAUAAAAGUGUUUGAAAAAUAUCUCUGCGAUAAUAUUUUUAUAAGUUUUGAUUCUACAAAAGAACCGAAGUCAACAAUUUGCAAAGAUAGUUUGAAGAGCCAAUGGACAUUGGAGUCCCAAGUGCUGGAAUGUUGACUCUGCACCAGAAAGUUGAAAGAAAGCAGUGUUGGUCAACUGCCCAUUAACUGAACCGAGGAUAUCAAGAGGGUUGCAGGAAGCCACUGGAUGCUGGCGGCUCAAAAGUCCCUGCAAGAGGUCUAUGUCAACACCAAAGGCCCCUGAACUACAUAGGCCCCUUAUGUGUGAAAGCAAAAAUUAGUAAAACAUAGACAACAAUCUCUCAAGUAAUCUAGUGCUUUCCAGGACAUAAAAAAACGUUGAAAAAGCUAAGCUCUUUUUUUCUCGGGUUAAGCGUGCGCUCAACUAUAAUUGUAAAUAUCGUACUUAAGUUACUGUCUUUAUUUUAAGCAUUUUUGUAUAUUUAGUGAGAAAUCUUUAUCCUUCAUUGGGCCCUAACUAUUUUGAUACAGGGUCACUAGACGCACUAAGCCACUGCUCCAGACUCCAGCAGUGGAUGCCCAUGGCUGAUAAUGAUGAAGCUUUUAUAUACGAACUUUUCCUGUUAGUAUGUAUGGGUCAGGCAAAUGAUGGAAGCUUAAUAGGGUAGUUGACUCAUCCAAUUUUAAUAUAAAGAAUAUUAAUUUCGCAUAGUACAUGGGACAAGGGUACGAAAUACAUUGAUAUUAAUUAAUAAAAGUUAAGGAUUUGUUAUAAAACUUGAUUUAAAAAUCAUGUAUUUUCCAAAAUUUUCUAAGCGUCUAAAACGCUGUAAUCCAUUUUAUGACGUCACAAUGUUACUUGAUGUACUAAACGUCAAACUAAUUGUUAUCUAAUUUUUGUCAAACGCUCCAUUUGUAAGGCAUUUGUUAUAGUGACGUCAUGAAACACUCGAAAUAUAGACCAUCAUGGCCGACAGGCAAAAAAAAAAUAUUAUUAAAUAAAUUUAAUUUUCAUGUAAUCACAACUCAAAAAAAAUAUUUAUUCCAGUACAAAGAUAAUGAACUAUUUAAGACCUUUAAAAAAAAAGUGUCAACUAGCCUAUUGGUUAUAAUAAGUAAGAAGUAUGUAUAUUAUAGAGCAGUCUCUAGGCAUUAUGACAUACUACAUAUAAUUAUUUUUACAAAUGCCUUGAUUUAGAAAGUUAACUGAAAUAAACAUAUUUAGAAUUUUGGAAAGCGGAAUGGCUUAUUCACUAUCUUUGACGUAUGCUAGUUGACACUCGAGUUACGAAAUUGUGACUAUGUAAUAAAUGUAAACCGGUGCCUGCUAGUAGAUAUCAUACAGUAGGUAGAUGACAUUUUGUCAAUUGUUUUUAUGUUUUUUAUAGGUUGAUAAAAAGACUAAAAGAAGCCAGCUGAUUUGUCAAAAUAUGUGUCAUUUAUUAUUAAAUAAUAACAUCAGUUUUUGUAUCAGUUUAGUGUUUUAACUUCAGUUUGAUUGACAGUAGCAGAAAUGCAACUUCAACGAAAAAUAUACAAUAACUGUGAAUUUUAAUUAUUACUUUGAUGAUUUUGAUUUAUUGUAAAAGAAUUUUCGUCAUUUAUUUUUUUUCUGUAUUGUGUUGAGCCCAAUAGUUAAGUGUGCAGAUAGCGUCGGUAUGGUGACAGUUGCCUUAUGAUGUACAUACAACUAUUAUCGUGAAUUGCGGCAAUCUUUCAAGAGUGAAACAACCUGUCACCGUACCCAUGCUAACUGAAAAACACUUAAGUAAAAUUGAACAGUUUGCAAUAGUUACUUACCGUCUCAGCAAUGUCCAUCCAAACCAUGGAUUUGGCUAAGUUGUCGUUGCUCGAAGGUGUCUUGUCCCAAUUCCAAUAAGUGAGUUCCUUGAAACCGCCGAUUACCUAUAAUACCAAAACUUAUUUAUAAAAACAAUAAAUAAAUUAUGUUUUUAUUA
Messenger RNA from Bicyclus anynana (squinting bush brown), 4574 nucleotides. RefSeq lists its product as uncharacterized. Gene Ontology annotation, molecular function: sequence-specific DNA binding. The transcript is spliced from 6 exons. Bases 749 to 2575 code for a protein of 608 amino acids. The record is from RefSeq and is a predicted model, not a curated record. NCBI's taxonomy places the organism in Eukaryota, Metazoa, Arthropoda, Insecta, Lepidoptera, Nymphalidae.